AUGAACUCAAACACCCAAUAUUGCUGCAUUUCGCACGAGUUCUUCCGAACAGCAUCUACAAACCCUAACAAAAUCGCAGUGAUCCACGCUUCCGGCGUGGCCAACCUUUCCCGCGAAAAAUCCACCUCCCCAAACUCCAAUAACGACUUCACCACGCUCUUAGAACAGCGCGUCGAAUCCACGUCCCCGCCACUCUACCACGGUGACCGUUGCUUCACUUACUCUCAUAUUUUGAAUUCCGUUCAUUCUCUGAGCUCUCGUAUCCGCUCCAUCCUUCAUGGUGCAGAUGACCCGCACCUGAUUACAACCAAAUCUCAAGGUAACAUUGUUGUCCACUGUGGAGAGAGAACUGUUCUGACAUCUGAGUCUUUGAAAAAUGUGGAGGCAAUGGUUAACCCCAGUCAAGAGUAUAGGCCAAAGAUAGUGGGGAUUUAUAUGCCUCCUUCUGUUGAAUAUAUUAUUGCUGUUCUUUCAGUAUUGAGGUGCGGGGAAGCCUUCUUGCCUUUGGAUCCUUUUUGGCCAAACGAAAGGAUACUGUCAGUUGCUUCUUCUUCAAAUGCUGAUCUUAUUAUAGGAUCCCAGUCUUCAUGUGGUCAAAGUAACUUUGACCGGCUUGAUGAAUCACAUUGGUUGGUUAAGUCGAUUAGUUGUCCUGUUUUGAGCUACUCCAUUGAAGAAAAUCUUCAAGAAUGUAGUUGUUCGACGGAUUUGGCAUGGCCUUGUGCCAAUGAAAAGAAAAGAUCUUUUUGUUAUCUGAUGUAUACUUCUGGAUCAUCUGGAAAGCCUAAAGGAGUGUGUGGUACAGAACAAGGUCUUUCAAACCGUUUUGUAUGGAUGCAAGGAGUGUAUCCUUUAACGGGACAGGAACUAUUAUUGUUUAAGUCGUCAAUCAGCUUCAUUGACCACCUGCAAGAAUUCCUCAGUUCUAUUUUGACUGCUUGUGUAUUAGUUAUUCCUCCUUUCAAAGAGCUCAAAGAAAAUGCAUAUUCCAUAAUAGACUUUCUACAGGCAUAUUCUGUUAAUAGGCUUACGGCUGUUCCAUCACUAAUAAGGACAAUUCUUCCAGUAUUGCAAACUCAUGCUGACAUGCGUAUUGAAAGUUCACUGAAAUUGCUAGUGCUAAGUGGUGAAACUUUUCCUCUUACCUUGUGGGAGACACUUUCAACUAUAUUACCAAAGACAUCAAUAUUGAACUUAUACGGAAGUACCGAGGUCGCUGGCGAUUGUACAUAUUUUGAUUGCAAGAGGAUACCAUUGAUUUUGAAGGAAGAAAUGCUAACCAGUGUUCCAAUAGGUUUACCCAUUACUAACUGCGAUGUAGUGCUCAUUGGUGAUAAUAAUGUAUCAAAUGAGGGUGAGCUAUAUGUUGGCGGUUCUUGCAUUUUUAGGGGUUACUACAAUGAAUCUGAUAUAAUGUCUGAUGAAUUUGUAAAAUUGCCUCAAAGUUAUGGCUGCAAAGAUUCUGUUGAUGUUUGCCAAAGCGAAUUAUACUUUAGAACUGGUGAUUUAGUCAAACAGUUGCCAAGUGGUGAUUUUAUAUACUUGGGAAGAAAAGACCGAAUUGUAAAAGUCCACGGGCAGCGUAUUGCCCUGGAAGAAGUUGAAAUUUUGCUAAGGGAACAUCCAUAUAUAAAUGAUGCUGCUGUAGUUUGUCAAAAUCUUCAAGCAGAUCUUGUGUUUAUUGAAGCCUUUAUAAUAUUGAAGGACAAACAACAAUUGGGUGAAUUAUUAGUUCCUGCAAUCAGAAGCUGGAUGAUUAACAAACUUCCAUCAGUUGUGCUCCCUAACCGUUUCAUCCUCACAGAAUCAUUUCCCAUAACUUCUAGUGGUAAGAUUAAUUAUAAGUUGUUGGUUAGCUCAGCAUUAUUGACUAAGAAUGUCAAGGAUAAGAUUGGUAAUACUAGCUGCAUCAAUCUUCUGCAACUUAUUAAAAAGGCCUUUCACGAUGCUUUAAUGGUUGAAAAGCUAUGCAACGGCGAUGAUUUCUUUAUGUUGGGCGCUUGGAUAAAUGUUUGCAAUUAG
Molecule: messenger RNA, 2022 nt
Organism: Vicia faba (fava bean)
Lineage: Eukaryota; Viridiplantae; Streptophyta; Magnoliopsida; Fabales; Fabaceae
Source: the annotation of a GenBank genome assembly